This is a messenger RNA of Sitophilus oryzae (rice weevil), 4841 nucleotides long. RefSeq lists its product as uncharacterized. Gene Ontology annotation, molecular function: monoatomic ion channel activity; protein-containing complex binding. Lineage: Eukaryota; Metazoa; Arthropoda; Insecta; Coleoptera; Curculionidae. The transcript is spliced from 28 exons. The record is from RefSeq and is a predicted model, not a curated record. Gene Ontology annotation, cellular component: membrane. Gene Ontology annotation, biological process: transmembrane transport; monoatomic ion transport. Bases 78 to 4553 code for a protein of 1491 amino acids.
CAUUUUUUUUAUACCAAAUAAGACUUUUACUUUUAUAUUUUGUUUGACGAAUUCCUUGAAGUGUUGGGCACUAUCGAAUGAAAAUGAAGAGAACUUCAGUCAGUCAUCUUACACCUAUUAUUGAGGUUGAUCCUCCUCCGACGUCAACGUCUCAAACCGCCUCGACCAGCACUGCGCAGGCAUCCGGCGCAGCUCAUGGCGGCAACGGGAGUCACCUGAACGUAACCGGAUGUCCGGGCGAGGAUAACGGAAGUUCAGACGAGGCCAACACGCCUCUUCACAGUCCAAGGUCACACAACACGAGUCGGGAAGAUGACGAGAGCUCGAACGCUAACGAAAGUGACUGUAAAAGUCCUAAUAAUAGGACAAAAUCCAACCAAAGAUGGAUGAAAUUAAGAACAACUGUACAAAUUUCUUCAGCAAUAUCAGCAAAAAAACCGCCUUUGAAACGGGAAGACUCGUUUUUGCAAAGAUUUUCAACGAGGCAAAUACCGGAAGCUCAAGAAACUGUUGAAGACACCGGAAGUGAAGGUUGUGCAGGUGACAAUAGAUCGGCACCGCGUCGUCGUAGGAAAAGACUCAGGCAACCCAGAACAGUAGUCAAUCCAGACUCGAAUUUUUAUUUUUAUUGGUUAUUCGUGCUGACAAUUUGUGUGUUACAUAAUUUAUGGACGUUAAUUGUUAGGCAGAGCUUUCCUGAACUCCAGGAAAUGCUUUCUACAUUUUGGCUUACCUGUGAUUGUAUAAGUGACUUGGUUUUUAUAUUAGACCUGGCUGUACAGUUUAGAACAGGAUAUUUAGAACAAGGUUUAAUGGUAUAUGAUUCCAAAAAAUUGGCCUCUCAUUACCUUCGCUCACGUGCCUUCGUAUUGGACCUGAUUGCCCUGUGUCCGGCAGAUUUGUUACAACUCAAAUUUGGUCCCAAUCCCCUGCUAAGGUGUCCUAGAUUUUUAAAAGUGUACAGAGCUAUCGACUAUUAUUAUAUGGUAGAAUCAAGAACGGUAUGGCCAAAUUUAUGGAGGGUGGUCAAUCUCAUACACAUAUUAUUGAUCCUUGCUCAUUGGUUUGGAUGUUUCUACUUUCUAUUAUCUGAAUCAGAAGGGUUCCAGGGUGACUGGGUAUAUCCCUAUCGACCUGGAGAUUAUGCGACCCUUACAAGAAAAUAUUUGGGGUCACUUUAUUGGUCAACGUUGACUUUGACUACAAUAGGGGACUUGCCGACACCUGAAACAAAUGCACACAGAGACACGGGUUCAGAGGAGGGCCCUCGGUCGCUGCCGCGCAGAAGGGUUAAAUCACGUCUGCUACAGUUCAGGACCAGUAACGGGUAUAUUUUUACAAUAGUUAGCUACCUAAUAGGAGUGUUUAUUUUUGCGACUAUUGUGGGCCAAGUUGGGAACGUGAUAACAAAUCGGAACGCCAACCGUUUAGAGUUUGAAAGACUUCUUGAUGGUGCCAAAACUUACAUGAGACAUCACAAAGUACCAGGAGGGAUGAAACGGCGAGUUUUACGAUGGUACGACUAUUCAUGGUCACGAGGGAGGAUACAGGGAGGAGGAGAUAUAAACACAGCCUUAGGUCAGUUGCCUGAUAAACUUAAGACAGAGUUAGCCCUUCAUGUCAAUUUAAGCGUCCUUAAAAAAGUGACGAUAUUUCAAGAGUGCCAACCCGAGUUCCUUCGAGAUUUAGUUUUAAAAAUGAAGGCGUACAUCUUCACCCCGGGCGACUCGAUCUGUCGAAAGGGGGAGGUGGCGCGCGAGAUGUUCAUCAUCGCCGACGGCAUUUUGGAGGUGAUCAGCGAAACGGGGAAAGUGUUGACGACGAUGAAGGCGGGCGACUUUUUCGGGGAAAUUGGAAUACUCAACUUGGACGGCUUGAAUAAACGUACUGCCGACGUUAGAUCUGUUGGAUAUUCUGAGCUGUUCUCGUUAUCUCGGGAGGACGUUUUGGCAGCAAUGAAAGAUUAUCCUGAGGCGCAAGAAAUCCUGCAAGCAUUGGGAAGAAAACGACUGAUGGAGCUUUUGCAGGUUAAAGCUAGUGCAAAACAUCCACCUCAUCACAAAGGCGAUCAUCAUAAUCAGCAUGGGCAAGACAAAGGACUAGUGGACAAGUUAAAAAAUGAAGCAAAGGGUUUAAAGAACGCUUUGAAAAAGUCCAGAACCCACCACCGCCGCUCGCAGGAGAGUUUAGAGUUGCAACCGCUUCAGCCGCAAACUCAAAAUCAGAAUAACGGAAAUGGAGCCUCAAAAGGUACCCUCAAAAGAAUGUCGAGAGUCAAAUCGCAUGAUCUCAGUCAAGAACAAAUAGAUGUCGAAAAAAAAGAAAGAAAAGAUAGUCUUGCACCUGAACAUGAAAGAUCCCAUUCUGCUUUAUCACCAUUGGGUGCAGGGUUACCAUUACUGCAAAGGUUAAGACUCCUGAAAGAGAAGCAAGACAAUGAAGAACGAGUUAAAAGCAACCAAAGUUCUCCUCUUAUAUCUCCUCAGUCUUCCACAUUACGUUCGCCACCUCCUAUCAUGGAAGAAACUUCCUUAACUGAAGAACCUCCUGAUACAGGAAUGCCAUUAUUACAGAGGAUCCUUAUGUUAAAAGCCAAAGAAGAGAAAGCUUCAAAAAUGGCUAAAACCGGUGUAGGGGGACAACACAAACCAUUACUAACUAGCAAAAGAGCUAGUACACCAUCUCAUAGUCAACCGACCUCACCAACGCCCUUAAGUUCCCAGAACUUUGCGUCGAGUAGACCAUCAUUUUCUGGUCCCACAAAAAAUGCCUUAGCAGCAGUUCCAGCCAAAUUAUUUAAUAACAAAAUAUCAUUUAGAGAUAGAAUUAAGUUACAUUCAAGCGCCAAAGAAAAAGACAUUAAGGACUCUUUGUUGAAGGAUAGUGAGCCUCCUGCCGUUACGGAACUGUCAAAUAUAAGCGUGCCAAACGUACCGUCCAAUAAUAUGUUAAGUAGUAGUGCAUGCGCGGAACAUUCCUCACACAGUUCCGACAAUAAACCUAGUGACCAUAUUAGUGAUAAGUCACCUAGUGGUGAUACCAAACUCAUGGACGAACCUAGAAGUGCCGAUAACAAUCGAGAAGUAUCGAAGCGACUCGUGAGUGCGGAAAGUACAGAAAGGAACGAAGCUGCCCAUUGGUCGAAACUGAAGAAGGCUGCCAUUUCCGAAGGUAGCUCGUUAUCCAUCGUGAGCAAAGAUGCUGCUGAAGAUAGAGAAGGAAGAUCAGAAGGAAACGAAAAGUUAACGAAGAAGCCUAGUUUAGUGCUUACGAAGAAGACCAAGCAUUAUAGAUCCAUUGAUGAUUUGUCACCCGAGUACGGCCCUCUUCCAUUCGUUAAGAAGCUUAAAAUUCUCAACGAACGUCAGAAAUUAGAGGAAUUAGAAAUAGCCAUGAAAACUAGAAGUUUCUCAUUAGAUAUACCGGAGUUCCAAAGCGAGACUGGUGACACUUUAACCAGAUCACAAUCAGAAGGUUCAUCGAUGCAUCAAGAGCAACGACAAGACAAACAAUUCCUAUCCGCACCGUUAGCACAUUCUCCAUUACAUUCGUCGAACGAAUCCAACGAAACGCCGGAACGAAGAAACUUGAAGUCAAUUUUGAAGAAACUCUCGGAAGAUACUAAAGAAAAAGAAAAAGAACCCGAUAAUGAAACAGAUCAAGUCGAGAAGAUGCCUCAAAGAAUUGAUUCGACGGAAUUUAGGAGGUUAAUGAGAGCUCCAACGAUAGAAGGGUAUGCAGCGAGGCACAGCAAGCUAUCGAAAAGUGUCACCUUUAAUAGAGAUACGUUACAGAGCCCACCAAAUAGUGCAAACACUAUUCUUGGUACGCCUCAGAGUUUGUUUCCUUUUCCCACUGAUAAUGGUUUGGAUGUUCGACAAGAGGAAAAAAUAAAUGAAUUGGAACGAUGCGGCAUUCAAUUUGUGCCUAAUAAAACCAAUAACCAAGUUAAGUUAAUUAAACCUUCCCUUGAAGAUGAACAACAGUAUUUUACAGACAUACUCCUGGCAAUAAAGCAAGUGAUUAGUGCCCAUCUCCACGACAUGCAACACAAAUUUCAAGAACGCUUUGAUAAACUAGAAGAAGAGUUGCGAAAUAAAAACGAACUCAUUCAGCAACUCAGGUCUCACAUUUACGAGUUGCAAAGAAUGACCGAUGAUUCGUUCACGGAAUCAAUUGAUACAAUCAUCAGCAAAGAUAAGCAAUCAUGGGAAGAUCCCACGCAUGAAGAAGAAGAGGAACUUCAAGAUCUUCCACAGCCGAUAAACGCCUGGUCCACAUCCAGACAAAAUAGUGUUAUUUUAAAUAUCGACUCUACAGACACUGAAGAAUCUGAAGAUAAUGCAGAUGGGGAUGAAACGUCGGAGAACGACCCUACAGAUUAUGAAUCUGGAGACGGUGACCAGUACGAGAAUUCUAGUUCCAAUUGGGAAAUUGAAUUAUUAGCCGCUCAAAUGAGAGAUAGAAGAGCGGGUAGCUUAGAUCACAAUAUAGGAAGACCACCACUACGUAAUAGAUUUUUUAAGGGGUCCAGCGUUGAUGGGCACGAUUGAUAUUUGGUUUUCAAAACAGGAAUGUCAGUGGAAUGUAAGGAAUUUUUCAUUUACGGUAAUUAUUUUUUAAUAGUCAAUGCGCAUUUGUUACAAAAUUCUUUAUAGUCGGUUUAUGUUUUAUAUCUAUUAAUUUUUCUAGUCAUAACAAGCAAAACAUAUAAUUUUGAAAAUCCUAGAAACGAUUUAAGGAUGUAAUUAAUACGACAUAUAUUUUAAAACUGUUUAGUGUUACUUAGUGUUUAUAUUUGUAUAUAAAUUUAUUUUGGUUUAAUGAACCUACGUUAAGUU